AUGUCGGCGUUGGACAAACUUAAAACCAUCUUUCCGUUGGAUUCCCCCCAGCCUACACCCUUUGUCCCACUCGACACUGUCAUAUCGUACUUUGGCCAAAACGACCAUGCCAGCCACGGCCUCUUGGAACUGCUCCGUGCUGGCGCCACGCUUUCCACCACAGGCGACCUCCCUGUGCUCUCGCAGGACGAGCUCGUGCGGUUGAUCUCCAAGUACGAGAACUACAAGCACAGCAUCCGCAUCCACAGACAGAAGUUGGUACCUAUCGACACCAUUCUUACCAGUUUCAGCAGCGAGCUUGACCACCUCUCGUCCAGCUUGGUGUCGCUUCACGAGAAAUCCAGCCAGCUCUCGUCAGACUCUUCGGUCAGCAGAACCACCACUGACCGUUUGAAUCCCAUCAUCUUGGACCUUAUAAUCUCGCCAGAGGUGGUCAGAUCGCUCGUGCACGACGACGUGGACGCCAAGUGGGUCGAGAACAUCAAGUUCAUCAACGAGAAGCUCCAGUUGAUCGCAGGAAUACAUGAUGGGAAUAGCGAGCAAAAUCCCCUCAUCGAUGCAUACAAGGACUCGGUGGCAUUGCGCCAGUUGGAAGCAGGUGUCCAAUUGUUGAUCCAGAAGGCCAUCGAGCGUAUAAGGGACUACAUCAUCAGCCAGAUCAAGCUUUUGAGAUCCUCCACAAAGGUUUCCUCCCAGACCAUCCAGCAAAACCUCCUCCAGAUCAGAGACGCCUACAUCUUCUUGCAGACCCAUCACGCUGAGUUGGCCAGCCAGCUCAAGCAGGCCUAUAUCUACACGAUGAGAUGGUACUACCAAACCCGGUUCGCAAAGUAUAUCUAUGCGUUGGAAAACUUGAACGUUCGUCACAUUGACCAGAACUUGGUGCUUGGAGGAGCAGGCAACGAAGACAAAGGAAUAUUUGGAUCAGGACUCAAGGGAUGGCUCUCCAGCUCCACCAGCUCCAAUUUACAGAAAGCAAGUCCUCACGGACCCACCAACCAAGUCACCAUGAACGACUACUUGCUGUCUAUUGACAAACGAUUGCAAAUACUAGAAGACAGAAAGUCAUUGGAACCCCAAGCAGCAAUUCCAUCCCAGAUCGCAGAAACCACUCCGUUUGCAUACUGGAUUGAAUUCGUCUACAACCAGUGGUCCAUCGCUUUGGUGGACAACCUUGUGGUGGAAUAUCUAUUCAUGGUCGACUUCUUUUACCAAGGAAGUGAAAAGUUUGAUGAGGUCAAUCAUCCAAAAACUACAAAUGACAAUACCUCAAGCACCAAGCACGAAUGGUCCCACGUCAUGUUUGAUGGGGUGUUCAAGAUGGGUAGGGAAUUCGUCAAUUGGCUUAUCACUCAUGCCCCUGUUUCCAAUAAAGGCACCAACGCAUCUGCUACGGCGGCCAGAUCCAACAUGACCUCGGUUAACCAUGGCACUUGUGACGCAUUCGGAAUUCUUUUGAUGAUCCGUAUGGCCCAACAUUCCCAAUCUUUAAUGCAUAACGAAUUCCAUAUUCCUAUUCUUGACGACUAUUUGAACUCAAUCCUUCUUAUUUUAUGGCCACACUUCACCAAGAUUAUUGAUUUAAAUUGUGAAGCGUUGAAGAAAACUAUUUUGAGAACCACCAAAGAAUCCAAUUUAGCCCCAGUGGGCGUGACACAACAAUUUUCUCAGUUCGUGCUGGGUCUUUUGAAAUUAUCCUUAGCUAAUAAUAAGGAUGGAAACAAGGAUUUCAAAGGAGAACCAUUGUUUAUUUCGAUAAACAGACUCAAAAAUGACUUCGAAAACUUGCUAACAAAGCUAAGCAACCAUUUCUUUGGUACUGGAAAGACAAAGACUACAGAAAAGGAAAUAUUCCUCUACAACAAUUACUUUUUGGUAGUUAGCAUUUUGAAGAACGAGCUUGGGGAAAAUAAGAAGAAAGAAGAAGCAGAGUCUGGGGGUAUCAUCGAGGAGCAGGUGCAACACUUUGAGACAUUGUGCAAUGCUUAUAAGCACUGA
Suhomyces tanzawaensis NRRL Y-17324 is the source of this 1998-nucleotide messenger RNA. RefSeq names its product Vps52p (gene VPS52). Gene Ontology annotation, molecular function: syntaxin binding. The transcript has a single exon. Gene Ontology annotation, biological process: retrograde transport, endosome to Golgi; Golgi to vacuole transport; endocytic recycling. The coding region runs from base 1 to 1998 and encodes 665 amino acids. The record is from RefSeq and is a predicted model, not a curated record. NCBI's taxonomy places the organism in Eukaryota, Fungi, Ascomycota, Pichiomycetes, Serinales, Debaryomycetaceae. Gene Ontology annotation, cellular component: GARP complex.